This is a messenger RNA of Leptomonas pyrrhocoris, 3014 nucleotides long. RefSeq names its product putative PIF1 helicase-like protein. NCBI's taxonomy places the organism in Eukaryota, Euglenozoa, Kinetoplastea, Trypanosomatida, Trypanosomatidae. The record is from RefSeq and is a predicted model, not a curated record. The coding region runs from base 564 to 3014 and encodes 816 amino acids. Gene Ontology annotation, molecular function: DNA helicase activity. The transcript has a single exon. Gene Ontology annotation, biological process: DNA repair; telomere maintenance.
GGCACACAUCAUCACACCCGUGCACGCACCCUCUAGCAUCGACGCUUGUCAUCGCUGAAAACCACAGAGUACACUGCUCUGCUCUUUCUUCUUUCUGACUUCAACCCUCAUCAACACCAGACUGGAUUUUGUCUAGCUCUUACGCACGCACGCGCACCAGUUAUCAUCACUUUGGAACCAAAAAAGAAAGCCCGAUCAUUUUUUUUUUUUUGCGCAGUGACACACAUAGAAGGCAACACUUACAUAGAUCCUCUUUCAUAAAGUAAACUACAGUACGUUGACCAAUUAUACUCGCCGCUACUCCUCCCACCCACCCCACCCCCCUCCUCCGGUUUUCAUACGUUCAGCUCCAAUCGAUGGAGGAAGGGAGCUAUUCGCUGUCUGUUCUCCUCUGUUCAUUUGCUGUGAGAAUCGAGCGGACCUGCCUUUCCCGCAUUCUAACCGAAGUCCGCCGUCGCAGCCGAAGCUGAAUAAACUGUUGCGCGUUUUUCUUAAUUUUUGUGUUGUUGUUGUUGUUUUUAGCGGGUCGCCUCGUGUGUGUGGCGAGAGAGAGGCGAAAGGAAAUGGCGGCCAUGGCGGUGCGCGUGCGCGUGCCCAAGCCCAAGACGACGGUGAGCGCCGUCCGGGGCAGAGUUCUCGUCUUCGCGGAAGACGGUGAGCGCAUUGGGCAGUGGGGCGGCUCGGAAUGCUUUCUUUCCCGCCAGAACGGCCUCGGCCCCUGCCUCGUCGUGCGCUCCAGUCGGCACAAGCGGCACGAGGGCACCUUUUUCCAGCUGGCGCGGCUGCAGCGUGUGUUGUCGACGCACGUGGCGCAGGGGAGGCUGACGGUGGUGGUGCCCCACGAGCGCCGCUUGUGUAGCGUGUACGUUGAGACGACCGAUGACGUGGACGAGCUGCGCAUGAUGGCGGGGGUACUGCAGGACAAGUCGCGGUGGAAGGACAUGGAGCGCAAUGUGGCGUCGAAGUCGCAGCGCGGGCCGCGGAGCGGCGGGGGUGGGGCGCUUGAGGUGUCAAGCGGAGGUGGCGUGAGUGGGGGUGGUGGAAGCGGUCGCGAUAGUGCGGUGGGUCUGCGAGAUCCUCUGCGGGCAUCGUUGUCUGGUCGAGGAGCCGGAGAGGAAGACGAGGAGAGUGAGAAGGACAGCGAUGCAGACAGCGUCGAUGACGCGUACGGCGCUCGCUACGGGGCAGAAGUUCGCGCGCAUGGAUACAAAAUGGUUGCCGCAGCGGCACCUGAAGGCGAGAAAGAACCGUCUCAGCCAGUCAUCACCGGUGGUUCCACAACGACGGGCACAGCAGCGGAGAAAGCGUCGCCCGUUCGCAGCGGGGCUGCGGCCUCUGCCUCCCCUCUUGUGACGUCCACCUCCGCUUCGGCCAGCGCGACACAAGACUUCACCCCGGAACAGCGCCGCGCAGUGCAGCUGCUCCGUAGCGGCCACAACGUGUUCAUCACCGGGGCAGCCGGCACCGGCAAGACGGAGUGGCUCCGCUGCGUCCUCCGGCACGUCCUCGCCUCCAAAGAACACGGACACGACGCGGUCAGCGACGGAGAGGAGCGCGUCAGCAGUGACACCGACGAUGACGUUGGCAGGAGCCGUGUAGCGGUCACCGCCGCCACCGCCGCCGCCGCCCGUCGCAUCGGCGGCACCACCGUCCAUUUGUUUGCCGGCAUCGGCCGCGGUGAAGGCGACCCCGCCGUCGUGCUGCACCGCAUGCAGAACCGCCCCGACGUGGUGCGGGCGUGGCAGCAAUGUGAGGUGCUCGUGAUCGACGCGAUCCACCUGCUGCCGGCGCACACGUUUGCGCUGCUGGACCGCCUCGCGCGGGUGCUCCGUGCGCCGCUAUCUGAGAAAAAGUCCCCGUCGCCGGCGGUGAUGGUGGCGGACAACGCGGCUUUGCCGUUUGGCGGGCUGCAGCUCGUCGUCGUCGGGGACUUCCUUCAGCUGCCGCCGCCCUCCAGCGGUGCGGGCGAGGAGGCCCAACCCGCCUUUGCCUGUACGGCCUGGCAGGCGUGUCAGCUGGAGGCCGUAGUUUUUACAAAGGACCACCGGCACGCGGCGGACGAAGCGUUUGCGCGGUGCUGCGACGAUGUCCGCCGUGGUGCGUGCACCCCGCUCGUGCAGGCGGUGCUGACCCCCUGCGUCAAUCGGCGGCUGGAGAGUCGGGGCGGGGUAGAGGCGACGACCGUGAUGGCGCAUCGCGCGGAUGCCGACCGCUACAACGCGCAGCGACUGCAGCAGCUCGACUCCGUCGCCUUCCAGCGCUACGCCUCGGAGGACUACGCCGCUGAGCCGGGCGCUGACAUCGACAGCGAGCUGCCGCUGCCUGCCGUGGUCACCUUGAAGGAAGGCGCGCAGGUUGUCCUGCUGGCCGCCCUGCCCGGCGCGCCGCAGCUCUCGGGCGGUGAUGUGGGGAUUGUCGUUGGCUUUGCGCCGCAAGCCCACGGCCCCGCCCCGCCGAAGGUGCGCUUCACGACAGGGAUGGAGGCGGUGGUGGUCCCGGCGGUGACCAUGUCGGUGCGCGACCGCGAGGGGCGGCUGACGCUCCGUCGUCGACAGCUGCCGCUGCAACUGGCGUGGGCGUUGUCGGUGUACCAUGUGGAGGGGCUGACGCUGCCGAUGGUCCGCCUUGCGCUGGACGCGUCGCUUGGCACAGCUGCAGAGACGUACGUUGCGCUGUCGCGUGUGCGCCGGGCGGCGGACGUAUCGCUCACGGCGUUCGAUGCGGCGGUCAUUGGGCGUGUCUCGGGUGCGGCCCGCGAGUUCCACGACGGACUUUUGCCCAGCACGAAGGACGCUGCGUCGGUGGGGUUGUCGCCGGCGUCGUCCGCGACGGUGGAAGCGAGCGACAGGGCGCGUGAGAGAGACGUUGUUGCCGUUGACGCGGCGGCUGGGGAAGCGGGAGGCCGCCGUCGGCCACGCAGCGGCAGCCCCGAUGACGACGAGGGCCGUCUUGGUGCCAGGAAGACAGAAGACCCUUCGUGGAGCGCCGCGACGCGGAUGGAAAUGCCGCUGUAA